AAGAAGGGAGGAGGGAGUCCAAGCUCUGAGAAACAUCACUCCAUCUCUCUCACUCCACAGGAGCUGAGCAAGGAGCAGGACGAUGUUUGACAACACGCAGUACCCCUAUAACUGCUUUAAUUAUGAUGGGGAUGAUUAUCCUACCUGUAGUUCUGACGAAGAGAAAAAAUUCACCAGACCGGCGUACAGCUACAUUGCCUUAAUUGCAAUGGCCAUCCAGCAAAGUCCUUCAAAUAAAGUCACCCUCUCUGGCAUUUAUGACUUUAUAAUGAAGAAAUUUCCUUACUACAGAUCAAAUCAAAGAGCCUGGCAGAACUCCAUCCGACAUAACUUAUCACUUAACAGUUGUUUUGUAAAGGUUCCCAGAACAGAAGGGAAUGAGAAGGGGAAAGGAAACUAUUGGAGCUUUGCAACAGGAUGCGAAUCCAUGCUGGAUCUCUUUGAAAAUGGGAAUUACAGGCGAAGACGGAGGAGGAGGAACAUGAAAAGGGAACAUAAGGAGCAGAGACCAAACAGAGUGAAAAGUCCUUCAUCCCCCAAUAUCUCUUCUAUGGACUCUGCUUUGAACAGCAUUUCCUCUUCUGAAAGUAAACAUGAAAGAGUUGAAUCGGGCCCAAAACUUCUGGAGCCUUGUGGGUUUGCUCCAAACAGCAUGACCAACAGGCAGAGCCUAAACAAUUCCUCCUUAGCAAAAUCGGAUUCUGAAAUUAAGUUUAGCAUCGAUUACAUCCUUUCAGCCCCUGACCCUUUGCCUGUCCUGAGAUCUCAAUAUAACAUGCAAGAAAAUAAAUAUCAUCUACUGGAGGCUCAGCAUAUUAAUCUCCAGUUCUGGACAAUGUGAUGUUAUUUAUUCGUGGUAACAAAGUCCGAGUCGCAGUUUGUUCAGCAGCCUCGUGUCACUGAAAAUGAGCCGCCUGCCUCCUCGGUUUCCUCCCGAGCAGUACUCACAAAGGGUUACUGACUCACCAGCUGAUGCUCUGUCUGUACCCAAAGAACUUUGCUAAGAUUAAAGCAUAAAUAACAGUUACCAAUAUCGGUUUUCACUACAUUGAAAUUUAUGAAAUUCCAGCUUUAUUUUCUAAACUGUCUUGGACAUCAUUUAACACGACAAAGAAUUUCCUUUCUCGAGCAGAAUCCGACAGAGAAGAGACUUGCUUAUCACCCAUUGCUUUAUUAAAGACAGAGUGAAUUUGAUCCCACUCUCAGUGGUGGAAAUUAGGAUUAACUCCACUGAAGUAUAUAGGUCAGAACUUAAGCUGAUCUAAAAUCGUGUAAUUCUGUUGACUUACACUGACUGGGAAUGCGGGGGGGUGGUAAUUUGUUUUCUUAAAAGGAAUCAUUGAAAAUCACUCUGUCUUCCCUUAUUUUUUCUUUUGACAUCAUGUUUCAAACUGUUUUGCAGCUUUAAUUCACAAUUCAUUAGAAAAUGUAGUUAUUAAUAAGUGUUUAAAAUAUAUUUUUGUUUCUGUUCAGGGCAGAAUUGUUAAAAUUGUUGGAGUUGUAUUCAAAAUAAUUCCAAGAGAGCUAAUUGCAAGUCUGCUGAACUCUGGUAGACUUUGACAGGUAAUGUGACAGAGGCAUAGAGCCUCUUAAUGCCUUGGUUAAA
Molecule: messenger RNA, 1606 nt
Organism: Chiroxiphia lanceolata (lance-tailed manakin)
Lineage: Eukaryota; Metazoa; Chordata; Aves; Passeriformes; Pipridae
Gene: FOXL3
Product: forkhead box L3
Exons: 3
Coding region: 83-841 (252 amino acids)
Biological process (GO): cell differentiation; anatomical structure morphogenesis; regulation of transcription by RNA polymerase II
Molecular function (GO): RNA polymerase II cis-regulatory region sequence-specific DNA binding; DNA-binding transcription factor activity, RNA polymerase II-specific
Source: RefSeq, a predicted model, not a curated record